Messenger RNA from Fusarium venenatum, 507 nucleotides. RefSeq names its product microtubule-associated protein. Gene Ontology annotation, molecular function: phosphatidylethanolamine binding. The record is from RefSeq and is a predicted model, not a curated record. Gene Ontology annotation, cellular component: cytosol; fungal-type vacuole membrane; autophagosome. Gene Ontology annotation, biological process: cellular response to nitrogen starvation; macroautophagy. Lineage: Eukaryota; Fungi; Ascomycota; Sordariomycetes; Hypocreales; Nectriaceae.
AUGCCCACUGUAACCCGCGUUGCUGCCUCUCAAGUCAAGACAAGUCAGGACAAGUCUGCGCUGGCCGACCGCUCAUCUUCAUUGCGACACUUGAAUUCCACCACUCUUGACAGCACACUUACCGCCUCCACAACAACCAUCACCGUCAACAUGCGCAGCAAAUUCAAGGACGAGCACCCUUUCGAGAAGCGCAAGGCUGAGGCCGAGCGCAUCCGACAGAAAUACGCUGACCGUAUUCCGGUUAUCUGCGAGAAGGUCGAGAAGAGCGAUAUCGCGACCAUCGACAAGAAGAAGUACCUGGUUCCUGCCGAUCUGACCGUCGGCCAGUUCGUCUACGUCAUUCGCAAGCGAAUCAAGCUAUCCCCCGAGAAGGCUAUCUUCAUCUUCGUCGACGAGGUUCUUCCCCCAACAGCUGCCCUGAUGAGCAGCAUUUACGAGGAGCACAAGGAUGAGGACGGCUUCCUAUACAUCACCUACUCCGGCGAGAAUACCUUUGGCGAAGCGUAA